GUUCCAUACCUGUGCUUCCACUACGCCUAUCAACAAUGACGCCACAAUGCAAUGGAGGACAAUCCAUCAAUUACACAGAUACCUGUUCAUAUUCUUGUGAUGUGGGAUAUAAUCUUAUUGGAUCUGAAUCAGUCACAUGUCAAGCUAACACAUCACUUUCCGAUUUCCUGCCGACUUGUGAAGUUGUAGUGUGUCCACUCCCUGAAGUAUUCCACCCUGAACUGUCUUCGGUGUUUGGAAACUGUAGCGAAGGAAGUUCUAUUGACUUCAAUACCACUUGUUCAUUUGAAUGUUCAAAGGGAUAUGAUUUGAUUGGCAGUGAGAUUGUCGGUUGUCUGAGUAAUGGAACCUUGUCUGAGUCACUACCUUCCUGUAACGUUGUAUCCUGUUCCAUACCUGUGCUUCCACCACGCCUAUCCACAAUGAUGUCACAAUGUAGUGGGGGACAAUCCAUUAAUUACACAGAUAUCUGUUUAUAUUCAUGUGAUGUGGGAUAUAAUCUUAUUGGAUCAGAUUCGGUCAUAUGUCUAGCUAAUACAUCACUUUCUGAUUUCCUGCCAACUUGUGAAGUGGUCACGUGCCAAUUGCCUACAAUGUUUCCAUCCUUCCUGCAAACCACAUCCACUGUUAAUAAUUGUACGGAAGGAGAGCAGAUCCUCUACAAUACUUCUUGUACGUACGAUUGUGAGGUCGGAUAUAACUUAACAGGGAACAGCACAGUCUCGUGUCAGGAGAACGGCGAUCUCUCCAGUGAAUUACCUAAAUGUGGAGUUUUGCAGUGCUAUGUUCCAAGUUUCUCAGAUGGGCUGAUCUCCCUUGAAAGCACAUGUUACGAGAGAAUGUACAUCAACUUUACUGAUAGCUGCUACUUCGAAUGUGAGGUUGGUUUUGAUCUGAUUGGUAAUGAUACGGUGACCUGCGGGGAAGACGCUCUCCUGUCAUCGGACUUACCAGCAUGCCAAGUUGUAAUGUGUCCACUUCCAGAAGUAUUCCACCCUGAACUGUCUUCGAAGUUUAGAAACUGUAGCGGAGGAAGUUCUAUUGAGUUCGAUACCACGUGCACCUUUGAAUGUUCAGAAGGAUAUGAUUUGAUUGGCAGUGAGAGUGUCAGAUGUCAGAGUAAUGGAACCUUAUCUAAAUCACCGCCGACAUGUAACGUUGUGACCUGUAAUGUACCAGAGCAGCUCACUCCCAAUCUUUCAACGCAAUGUAAUUUGGGAGAAAAUGUUGAAUACAAUGCAACCUGUGAAUUCUUCUGCGACAUUGGCUACGACCUUUUGGGAGAGUCUUCUCUAGCGUGCUUAGCCAACGGAACAUUCUCCAGUGAUACUCCGACGUGUCAAAUUGUAACCUGUCCUCUAGAUGUCCCUCCUGCUGAACUGUCUCUCGGAAACUGUAGUGAGGAGAAUUUCAUUGACUUUGGUACCACUUGCACAUUGGAGUGUUCCAAGGGGUAUACAUUGAAUGGAAUGGAAACAGUCACGUGUCAGAGCAACGGUACUUUGUCAGCGCCGUUCCCAUCAUGCAACAUUGUAUCUUGUUCGAUACCUGCACUACCGUUACGCCUGUCAUCUAUGACGUCACAAUGCAAUGGGGGACAAUCCAUUAAUUACACACAAACCUGUUCAUUUUCAUGUGAUACGGGAUAUAAUCUGGUUGGAUCUUCAUCAUUAACAUGUCUGGCUAACUCGUCUCUUUCUGACAGCUUACCAACUUGUGAAAUUGAAACGUGUGGCGUACCACAGCUGCUAUCACCUCUUUCAACCUCAUGUCCAAUGGGUCAACAAGUUGCAUACAAUACAUCCUGUGAAUUUUCAUGUGAAAAUGGCUAUACUCUACAAGGAAUGCCAUCUUUGACUUGUCUGGCCAGCGGAAACUUUUCUGAUGAGAUACCGACUUGCCAAAUUGCGACCUGUCCACUUCCUGGGGUAUUCCCCCAAGAACUAUCUUCUGUAGACUGUGACGCUGGAAGUUCCAUUGACUUUAAUUCAAUGUGUACAUUCGAGUGUUCUGAAGGAUACGAUUUAGUUGGUAGUAGUACUAUUACUUGCCAGAAUAAUGGACAAGUAUCACCAUCUAUUCCUACCUGUUCGGGUAAGCUUAAUCCCUAUGUUUGA
This is a messenger RNA of Lytechinus variegatus (green sea urchin), 2117 nucleotides long. RefSeq names its product sushi, von Willebrand factor type A, EGF and pentraxin domain-containing protein 1-like. The record is from RefSeq and is a predicted model, not a curated record. NCBI's taxonomy places the organism in Eukaryota, Metazoa, Echinodermata, Echinoidea, Temnopleuroida, Toxopneustidae. The coding region runs from base 36 to 2117 and encodes 693 amino acids. The transcript has 11 exons.